Molecule: messenger RNA, 162 nt
Organism: Entrophospora sp. SA101
Lineage: Eukaryota; Fungi; Glomeromycota; Glomeromycetes; Entrophosporales; Entrophosporaceae
Source: the annotation of a GenBank genome assembly
AUGUUUUUUAUAGCUGAUGAUGCACCAUAUAAAAUAAGAAAACCAAUUGAAAUGGAAGUAGAAGCAAAUACUAGUUUACAAAAUCAAAUUAUAGAAUUAAAAGCAGAAUUAGAAAAGAUUACUAGUCCAUCAAAUCAACAUAUUAAAGGUAUAUUAAUUUGA